Molecule: messenger RNA, 654 nt
Organism: Geodia barretti
Lineage: Eukaryota; Metazoa; Porifera; Demospongiae; Tetractinellida; Geodiidae
Source: the annotation of a GenBank genome assembly
AUGAGAAAUAUCUUUGUUUUGACGAUACUCGCGUUGACCUUCAUAGCGGGUUUCGCUUUUGCGACUGAAUCACCGACCGUGCAAGGCGAAUACAUUGAAGCCCGUUCCGCGAGUGUUUAUGUCGGGGCAUGCCACUUUGGUGCCGAAUAUGUGGAAGGUGGCAGAGAGGCAACCGCAGUCUGGAAUAUUCAGAGUGGAAGUUGGAACGACGUUUCGCUGGAAAACCUAACCGUCGUUGCCGUCAUCAGCGGGAAAAGCAACUUGGCAAUCGAUACCAAGACUCGCAAGAGCGUGUUGUAUAUGGAUCCGAGCACUACACCGGAACAGCGUGCCGCGCUUAGCGAUAUGCUUACUACGAAAUACGCUGAUGUCUUGGGCGGAGUCGUCGCGACACAAACCGCUUCUAUUGAAUUCACGAAAGAAGGGACCAGAUACGAUGUAACCGUUGGCGAAGUUCUUAAACUAUCUGCCAAUCGUUAUCCGUGUGCCGGAUGCACACAACCACAUCAAGUCUGGUACAAACCGCUGACAACGAUUCAGAACGCCAUUGUUGGCAAAUCUGAAGUCUAUCGCUAUAAAGACACACACCUCCCGGUGACGUGGCAGCAAAGCGGAACAGAGAACAACGUCUUUGUCGGUGCUUUCUCGAUUUAA